AAACUUUAGAAAAUAACAAAAAAGAAUUUAUAAAUGAUAAUGAUAAUGAAAAUAAAAAUAAAACUAAAAAUAAAACUAAUGAAAAUGAUGAAAAUAAUGAAUUAUAUUUUUUAUCUGAACUAGAUA
Cetraspora pellucida is the source of this 126-nucleotide messenger RNA. The record is from the annotation of a GenBank genome assembly. Lineage: Eukaryota; Fungi; Glomeromycota; Glomeromycetes; Diversisporales; Gigasporaceae.